AUGUUGGAGUAUCAGCCUGCUGCUGACACUAGUUGGUAUUGGAAGAAAAUUUGUGAGAUGAAGCAAUCUUUGAGCAGUGUGUAUGAUAUGAGGAUGAUUGGGCAGGAUCCUUAUAAAAUAAGUAAAACUUAUGCUCUUAUGAAACCUACUCGGGAAAGAGAUAGAUGGAGUAACUUUGUCCGGGAAAUAUGGGCUAUUCCAAAGCACCAAUUCAUUUCUUGGUUGGCUGUGCAGGGAAGAUUGGCAACAAGGGAUAGACUGCUCAAGUUUGGGGCUAAUACCAAGACUGAGUGCUUACUCUGUGGUGAUCAUGCAGAGAUUCAUGAACAUAUGUUCUUUCAAUGCAGUUACAACAAAAGAUUUCUGCAGGAUGUGGCUUCUGUUCUGACUGGUAAAGAGUUUUGUCAGACUUUAAGAGCAGCUAGAAGAAGGGAUAAAGCAGGCAAGACCAGAUUCCAGAAAGGAAUUAUCAGGAUGGGAUUGCUAGUAAUGAUUUACUGGAUUUGGAAGGCAAGAAAUACAACUCUUUGGGAUCUUAAGAUUUCCUGUAUUCUUGUUAUUGUAAAUACUAUAAAGUUUGCUAUUAGAACUAGGCUGUUAGGUCUUAGUUCUAAGUACUUAAAAAUUUCUAAUAGGGAUUUUAUAGAGAAGCUUGUAUAG
Messenger RNA from Chenopodium quinoa (quinoa), 660 nucleotides. RefSeq lists its product as uncharacterized. Lineage: Eukaryota; Viridiplantae; Streptophyta; Magnoliopsida; Caryophyllales; Amaranthaceae. Bases 1 to 660 code for a protein of 219 amino acids. The transcript has a single exon. The record is from RefSeq and is a predicted model, not a curated record.